Molecule: messenger RNA, 1090 nt
Organism: Tetranychus urticae (two-spotted spider mite)
Lineage: Eukaryota; Metazoa; Arthropoda; Arachnida; Trombidiformes; Tetranychidae
Cellular component (GO): chitin-based extracellular matrix
Molecular function (GO): structural constituent of chitin-based larval cuticle
Source: RefSeq, a predicted model, not a curated record
AUCUUUACCUUCGAGGUGAAGUUCGUUACGUUUGUUUGCAUCGCCCACAAAAACAAAUACUAAUAUACUGUUGCUACUUCAUUUCAUCGACUAUUUAUUUUAUCCAAAUCACAACUUGAACACAUUCAAAGUAUAGAGUGUAACCGCUAAUCAUAAAUUCAUUGAGUAAACUUUUAGUUUCCAUUUUUUCACUUUUGUUAUUACCAUCAAGACUCGACUAAUUGUAAUGAAAAUGUUGUGGAUACAUUUUUUGGUGAUCCUUUUUGGUCUAGUUGCUUGUGAUGAUUUUGAUGACAAUCCCAUUCAAUAUCAUUCCCAAAGUGAAAAAGGAUCUUACAAGUUUGGUUACGAUACUGGAUCAUCGGGUGCCCAUCAGUUUCAUCAAGAAUCCAAAGACGAAUCUGGAGUAGUUCGAGGUAAAUACGGUUACACUGAUCCUGAAGGUAAAUUGAGGUUGGUUUACUAUUCAUCUGGAAGCAAUGGGUAUCAAGCAUGGGGUCCUGAUAUCCCUCAACCCGUUUCACCGCCAGCCUCGGUUCAAGCAGUUAAGGAACCCUUGAAAGCUCCAUAUGAAGCCAUUGACUCGUCAAAAGUUUCAUCUCGAUUUUCAUAUCCUCAGUCUCCAGCCGCUCGAAUUGCAGCUCUUAAAUCAUCUAAGAUCGUCGCAGUUCCUACCACGCCAUCCACAAAGUCAGUCCAACGAGAAGAGUACAAUACGAAAACACUUUACAGUCCAGCAGACGCUGUCCGAGCGCGCUACUCUUCAAGUGUCUCGAGUAAAACUGCUCCAAUCAGACAAGUAGAGGUUAAAGGAGGAUCACCGAUUGUUGUCACUCAACAAGUGAAAUCAGGUGCCAUUAAAGGAGGAAACAGACCAGUGCCUAUAACUCCAGCUCAGUAUAAAGCAAAUUAUCCUCCAGCUGGAAAGUACAGUCGCUGCUACUGCGAAUAGCUGCCAUUUUAUACAUAAUUUAAUAUCAAACUUUUUGUUAAACAAAAUAUCAUUUUUAUUGAAAUCACCAGCUAAUUGGAGAAACACUUUUUUCAAUCAACUCUUAUCAACUUUAAAAUAAAGUUUACUUUAAGAUUA